AUGGUUGACAUUAUUCCGAAAAAUUUUUGUGAGGUUUGUGGUGUUAUUGAUGACGAAUAUGAUGAGAAUUCUCCUGGGCAACAUGAAGCAUCUCCGAAACAUGUCUGUAAUUUGAUACUAAAACAUUAUAAUAGUAACAAGUCACACUUCAGUAAAAAUAAAGAUGGUGUAUUAAUUUUUGGGCAUGCUAAGAGUCUUCCAAUGAAGGAUGCUCCUGCGAUGAAUGUUGAGAAUUGUGAUCAACACAAAAUUAGAGUAUAUGUGAAACCAAGGCAACAUGUAGAGUUUACAUUUGAUAUUGUAAAUAAUAUGAAAUCUGAAGAUUUGCUUAUAAUAGGUGUACAAUUAGCACACAUGCAGUCACAAUUUAGAAUGGACAAAAAUCCUUAUGUAUUUGGAGGAGAGCCAAAAAUCAUUAAAAAGAAAACUAAAAAAAAGGGAGAAGUGUGCGUCAAAUUUAGUGCUUCUGACUUAGGCCAAUAUGAGAUGCCUAUAAUGUUUACCCUUUACAAUCAACGGGACAAAAAGAACCUUAUUUUUAUCAGAGAAAUGGUAGUGUUAGUUCAAGAAGAAAGGGAGAUAUACACAAGUAUUAAAUACCCUUACACAAAAAACAACACGUGGGAGACAAAGCCUAAAUAUUUUAAAUCAACCUGUCACGAGCCAUAUCAAGUUGAUUUUAAAACACCCAAAUUGUUAAAGACACUGCUUCCUCGAGGUCUCGACGAGAAUGCCUUGGACCAACUUAAAGUGUCGCCCGAGGAAAUGGAACAGUUAAGGGUGCUUUUGCAUACCACAAGGAUGAUACUGGACGAAGGCUACACAGAAAGAAAUUAUAUCGCCUUCUUUCACCAUCUUCUCUGGUGGGAGGAAAUCAUUGCUAAAAUUAAUUUGAGGAAGUACAACAUGAGUGAUGUAAAAAUAGGGCGGAAAGGGGAGUUUUACCUGCUAGAGGUUCCCGGUCUUGCUGAGAAGCGGCCAUCUUUAUUACGAGGCGACCGCGUGUACCUGCUUCCACAAGCCGCGCCCGAAUAUGUCUUUGAAACCAAAAUCAAAGAUAUUGAGGAUAGUGUUGUGCUGUUAACUGGAUUGGAAAAUAGCUUCCACCAGUACUACAACCCUGAAGCUCUUUUCAAUAUUCGGUUCCUCCUGUCUCGUAUCCCGAUGGAGCGAAUGCACGCCGCCGUUCACAAUGUGUUUGCGCAACGGCAAAAGGCCAGAAUAUUUCCAGUACCAACAAAGAAGAUAAGCGCUAAGAAUAUAACGCAGUUCUACAACCCGCUGGUAGCUGAUAACGAGGAACAGAGAUCAGCUGUGGAGCACAUAGUGGCUGGUACGUCUGGUCUGGCGCCGUACAUUGUGUUUGGACCGCCUGGUACUGGCAAAACUAUGACAAUUGUCGAGGCUAUUGUACAGCUUGUGGUCCGUAACCCGCUCAAUCGUGUGAUGGUGUGUACCGACUCCAAUAUGGCCGCAGACCACAUCGCCUUGAUGCUUCUCCAAUACAACAAGCGGCUGAACAUUAACAACUUUAUCUUCCGCGCUAAUUCGCAGUCACGCGAGUGGACAGUCAUGCCGUCGGCACUGCACCCAGUCUCCAACGGCACAAACUACAAAACAUUCUACUCUGUGAGCAAUGAUCACGUCGCGAUGCAUCGUAUAUUCGUGACCACGCUGUUACACGCCGCUAAAUAUGCCUUAGCACGAUCUCAAGCUGUGCAAAAGCUUCAAAUGACGCAUCUUUUUGUUGAUGAGGCUGCGCAGGCGUCAGAACCGGCGACACUGGUUCCCAUCACGGGUCUUUUGGCUCCAACGGGAAAGCUUAUUCUUGCUGGUGACCCCCAACAAUUGGGACCAAUAUGCUUGUCCAGAUCCGCUAAAGAUAGGGGGCUAGGGCAAUCACUAUUGGAAAGACUGAAGACGACAUAUCCUAAUCUGUACGACAGAGACCCAGACUACAUCACUAUGCUUAUUAGGAACUACCGCUCUGACCCAGACAUAUUGGCUAUACCCAAUAACCUCUACUAUGAAGAUAAUUUAAAGGCGUUGGCACCACCAGAUCCGCUUAGCAAGGUCAGUAUCCUUGGUUUGCGCGGUGGUGAUAGCGCCACCAUCUUCCACGCUGUUAAUUCACGCGAGCAGAGGAUGGGAAAUGCGCCAAGCUUCUUCAAUGACCGCGAACUCGAGAUCUUGAAACUUUACAUAAGAGCACUGAUAGACAAACACGGUGUGCAGCCCAAAGACAUUGGGGUCAUAGCGCCAUACAUCAGACAGGUCUACAAAGUAAAAAACUGGCUAAGAAGUGUUCAGAUACCCGACAUUGAGGUGGGAACGGUGGAGUCGUUCCAGGGCAAAGAGAAACGCGUUAUUCUGGUGUCAACGGUACGAGCCAACUGUCGACUUCUCGAGUAUGACGCCAAGUAUGGCCUGGGAUUCUUGGUUGACGAUAAGAGAUACAAUGUGACACUAACAAGAGCCAAAGCAAAGAUUGUUAUUAUCGGUAAUCCAGCGUGCCUCACCCGCGACAAAAAGUGGCGGAUGUACAUGGACUUCUGCAAAGAAAGGAACUGCUACCACGGCCAGGAGUCGCAGCAGGUAGCUCGUUCCAGUGCCGCGUUAAUAGAAAUGGCUAGAACCCGCUUCGACCAAUGCCGGUUGUCAGAAGAGCUAAAAAACAUUAAAAGUGCAGCAAAGUAA
Messenger RNA from Leptosia nina, 2697 nucleotides. The record is from the annotation of a GenBank genome assembly. NCBI's taxonomy places the organism in Eukaryota, Metazoa, Arthropoda, Insecta, Lepidoptera, Pieridae.